AUGAAUUGGUCAAUUGAGAACGUAACAAGAGGUGCACAACUAGCAUGGCAAGGCUCCAUGCUCGCCUUUGAAAACCGUCAUUUAUAUAAACACAGCUAUGUAAAAGUAUUUCUAUGGUUAUGCUCAUUCUCAUUAAUACUCUACAUUCUCAGCGUAACAGUUCUCGCAAUUCCUUUUCAAAUACUUCGCCUAAUAAUAUAUCUGCUAUCAUUAAUAUUUCGAUAUGAUCCGCACAAAGUCACGAUUGACUAUAAUCAUUUUUUAACAAAUUGGGUCUUCAAUUUACCAUUUCUUGGGCUUCUAUUCAUGCGAUACAUCUAUCCACAACCGCUAGACUCGUUAUUUCUCGAGUCACUACGGCAAAUAGACAUUGUAUACUUGAGAAAACAUCAAGGUGAACAGGAAUUACGUCCGCCAUACGCAUCAGCAUUAGAGCGGUACGACUUGGAUAUAAAUUACUGGGCUGAAAUGCGGGCAUACAUGAUGCGUACAUUUCGUGAUUUGCGUUGGACUGCGUUAUUAUAUUUGGCAUCGUUGAUACCGUUGGUUGGGAGGCUUAUAUACCCGGCAGCUAGUGCGUACGCACUCGUGAAUUCCUUGGGACUUUAUCCAGCUACGACUGUUGGCGUGUUGAUGUAUAUUACACCAGGAACAAAAAAAUUUGCCAUCCUGUUUCUCGAGACGUUGUUUUCGUCGCGUACCUUGAUGCGUGAAUUGUUGGAGCCGUAUUUCGCGAGAAUUCCGUUUAGUAGAGAGAAACGAAAGAAAUGGUUUAGAGAACGUGAAACUAUUCUGUUUGGAUUCUCGAUCGCGUUCUACCCUUUUAUUAGAUUGCCAUUAGUUGGUAUGCUGUUUUUUGGAGUGGCGCAGGCUGCUGCUGCUUUAUUGCUAGUAAAGACUACUGAGCCACCUCCACCCCCUGGCUUAGAAAUGGAAUAUGUAGAUGAUAUUAAAUAUAAAGAUAACAGAUUGCAAAAAAGACAACAUAAACAAGAAUAA
Messenger RNA from Ambispora leptoticha, 999 nucleotides. The record is from the annotation of a GenBank genome assembly. Lineage: Eukaryota; Fungi; Glomeromycota; Glomeromycetes; Archaeosporales; Ambisporaceae.